AUGGUCCUCCGCUGGCUGCUGCUUCUAGUGAUAGCUCUGCCCCUGGGCACAACAGGCAUCAAGAAUUGCAUCUUCUGUGAGCUGACCGACUCUGCCACCUGCCCUGGCAUCCCCAUGAGCUGUGGCGACGACGAGGAGUGCUUUCUGGGCCAAGGAACGGCCCCUGACCUUGGCCCCAUCAUCAACAAAGGCUGCAUACAGUCUACUUUGUGUGGCCGCCAGGAGCCCGUCACCUACCAGGGUGUCACCUACAGCCUCACCUCCAAAUGCUGCUAUGACCAACUGUGUAACGGGGCCUCUGUCCCCGCAGGCGGCCGGGUGGCGGGGGCCGCCACGGGCCUGGCGCUGGGCACGCUGCUGCUCCUCCACUGA
This is a messenger RNA of Miniopterus natalensis, 372 nucleotides long. RefSeq names its product sperm acrosome associated 4 (gene SPACA4). Gene Ontology annotation, biological process: sperm-egg recognition. The record is from RefSeq and is a predicted model, not a curated record. Lineage: Eukaryota; Metazoa; Chordata; Mammalia; Chiroptera; Miniopteridae. Gene Ontology annotation, cellular component: membrane.